AUGCUUCUCUCCACUCCCUAUAUGAGUGUCACGGGCGCAAGGGAUCAGACCUUACCUCCGGGCGUGCUGGCGAGUGCGUGGAAGGUGAUGGGGAAGCAUUUGCCGCGUCAGUCGAAACCACGCCAAACCUAUCAGAAAAAGAAUCGUCGGGAACAAAACUCACUCCACCCUGUUCGUAGUCCAAUUCUUCCAUCCUACCAACACGAACAAAGAGAUCCAGGCGUUUAUCUAAAUCCCCCACAUAACGAGUUUGACAGAGCCGCUUACUCCGCAUUUAUGGAAGAAACCGUACUUCCAAGGACAACGAUUCCAACCGAUGUUCCAGCGUCAACGAAACUUCUGCCUACCAAUGUCUCCAUGUUCCCCUUGGUGCUGGGUGUCCUGGUUGGUCUGGCUGUCCUCAUUCUUCUCAUCCUCCUCCUUAUUGCUCUGGGCUUUCGAACCCGUCGUCAAAGGGCCGCAUAUGCGCGUCGAAAGGCCCUUUCUGACCAAGCCAAUACAGAGACAACUUUAUCAGAAACGGAUAAAGUACAGCAGCAACAGCAACAGCAACAACAGCAGCAGCAUCAAUCUGCGCCCUCUCUGACACAACAAGCAAGCAGCGCAAAUAGCUACGGCUAUCAACAGAGUAGUGAUAGUGGUGCUGGUGGUGGGAUCGCUUCUACUUACCUACCGCACACCAUGUUUGCAGCGGAGACUUGUUGGCCUGCUGGACUUCAGCCGGUCCCACAGGGAAGCAAUUAUUUCAACGAGGAGACGCCAGGAGUUGCGUUCCCACCCCUAGCAAGAGAUUCGGGAUCACAUGGAUAUGUACAGCUUCCUGUCUCCAACUCACACAAUAGCGGACUUGUGUACAGCCAUCAGAGCAGCACCACCACCAUGAACCGCUCAGCCAAUCACCUUCUUCCCUACUCAGUUCCGCACACUUGUGUGCCAACGGAGAGUUUUUCAGUAGCCCCAAGGAUGUGCUCACCGGCGGUGAACUCCAGUCUCUCUACGGAAAGCGAUCGUUUCUCAGGCCAAGCUAGCAGUCACCCCUCAUCGUUUCAACCCUUGUACCCAUCUUCCGGAGCUGCCCACAUCUCUCCACCGAGCCUUAGGAGACAGAAUCAGCUUCAUACAACACAUCCACAACAGCAAUUAUGGGUAGGAUAUGACGAGAGUCCAGUUACCUCUGCAGAAGCUUCCAAUCCUCUUUUGAUGACCCAGGGAGUAGAAGAUCUCCAAGUCGCCGUCUCCGCGUCUUUUGAGAGUCUAAUUGAACCACCAGAGAGCUUCAAAAAUCACCCAAAGUCUACAGAAUUACUGAUGGACACGGUGCCCCCACGCAUGGCACAACUUCGAAGGCUGGAAAAGUCCUACGAAGGUAAUCAGAGCUGGAAGUGGCGGGAUGGGCAGUUUAGUGAUAAUUGA
This is a messenger RNA of Hydatigera taeniaeformis, 1413 nucleotides long. NCBI's taxonomy places the organism in Eukaryota, Metazoa, Platyhelminthes, Cestoda, Cyclophyllidea, Taeniidae. The record is from the annotation of a GenBank genome assembly.